This is a messenger RNA of Saccostrea cuccullata (small rock oyster), 1591 nucleotides long. RefSeq lists its product as uncharacterized. Bases 184 to 1542 code for a protein of 452 amino acids. The transcript is spliced from 6 exons. The record is from RefSeq and is a predicted model, not a curated record. Lineage: Eukaryota; Metazoa; Mollusca; Bivalvia; Ostreida; Ostreidae. Gene Ontology annotation, molecular function: 3'-5' exonuclease activity; nucleic acid binding. Gene Ontology annotation, biological process: nucleobase-containing compound metabolic process.
GCUAGUUCGUGGAAAACAAAAAGAAAGUAUUGUUUUGAAUUGGAGGAAACAGACUGGAACUUCCCAGCUUUAAAAAUAGUUGGUCUUUAUUAUUUGAAUCAAACUGCGCAAUUGUUUUGUGGUCAUUUUGCUGUACCAUCAUUUUAUAAGGAAACACUUCUGAAAACCUUAUUACCAGAAAGUAUGGCAAAUAUUUUACCAGAAGUGAUAAAGGACAUUGGACGAUGCCGUGAGGUGGUUGAUAUUCUGUCACGUGAAGAAGUCCUGGCUAUGGACUGUGAAGGAAUAUCCCUGGGUGCAGAAGGUCCCCUUACGUUGUUACAAAUAGGCACAUACUCGGGACAGGUCUACUUGUUUGAUAUACUUCUCAAUCAAGAUCUCCUGAAGAGAGGCAGACUGAGAGAACUUGUAGAAUCGAAAAAUAUCGUCAAGGUGAUUCAGUCCUGCUCAAAUGACAGUGCUGCUCUACAUUUCCAAUUUAAUGUAACACUUCAGAAUGUGUUCGACACACAGGUAGCAAACCUUGUAAUCCAAGAACAUCAAGGACGUAAGAUGGCUCCUCUUCUUAAAUUGGAUGCUAUUUGUGAAAAAUACAGUAGAAAUAAAGCUGAUUUAAGACAGAAAGAAGACGUGCAGACAGAAUGGAUGAAAGUCACAGGUGAUCUUUGGGCAAAACGACCAAUGACUGAAGAGAUGAUAUUGUACGCAGCAGGUGACGUCACUGCUAUUGUACCAGAAGUGUACGAAAACCAGAAAAAGUAUCUACUGGAGUACAACUUGUGGAGGAAAUUUGAAGAGAGGGUUCAUGAGGAAAUUUAUUACUUCAUUGACCCAACACUAAAAUUGAAAAGGAAGGAAAGAGUAGACGGAAUCGUGAAAGAGAUAAUCGCUAAAAUCAAUGCAACAAGUCCAGCAAACAUAGGCAUUGAUGAUUUCGAAGAAGACCAUGACGAGAUAAGAGCUCUGAAAAGAUUGAAUUUUAGAGAAGCGUCUGCUAUAUCACCACUAAUAAAUCGGUUAAAAACAGAAAUCCUGCAGAAAGAUCUGAAUGAGCUUUCAGAAAAACUAGAUAAGGAAGGUGACACUUUUGUUGCAAAUUGGAAAUCAAAAGCUUGGAUUUUUGAUUCUGAGAAACACCCUGAUGCAUCAAUCAGAGAAGCUGCUAAAAGAGUUCUGAAGAAGAUGAAUGAUAUCGCUUUGAAGGACGUUUGUAGCAAAUACAACAUGAACACAAAGCUGAGUCAUGUUCGUGAUAUGGAAAAAGAAACACUGCGCUCACUACGGCCGAAUGGUACCAGCGACCCGAAUAUUCAUCCAGUGGCCCUCCGUCUUCAUUGGAUGUUGAUGGAAGAUGAUUUGGAUAAAAAAAUCUCAGAGUUCCAAGCCAAACGUCUGGAAUUCAAAAUGACCGAGGGAUUUUAUAGGAAAAUGAAGUUUUACAUCGCCAAGAACACCCGUGUACCUCCAAUCAUCAAAAGAAAAUCGAAGAUGUUCAAGGAUGAACUUGAUUUAACUUUUGGACGUGAUGUUAUUCCUACAUAAGUGACAGAACGGUGGCCUUUCGAGUUUAUAGAAUUUUACAGAAUGUAUA